This is a messenger RNA of Sphenostylis stenocarpa, 483 nucleotides long. The record is from the annotation of a GenBank genome assembly. NCBI's taxonomy places the organism in Eukaryota, Viridiplantae, Streptophyta, Magnoliopsida, Fabales, Fabaceae.
AUGGCUGGUAGGUUGCCCGGGGUUGGGUUGCUUGCAAGGAAGAGAGCAGAGAACCACCAUAGACAUGAAAAUCGACACCACUAUUACCUAAAGGAAUCACUUGAUCCACCUUGGAUUCCACUCACUGUCUUAGAUGAAACUGCUCUCAAGGCCAGGCAAAGGCUUCACAGGAAGCUUGGACACUUCUUUUCCUCAUACGGGUCAAGUGAGAAUCCAAGAAAAGACGGAGGAAAAGUAAGGGAAUGCAGGAAGCAGAAGAAGGAUGGAGGAUUGGGACGGAAGUUGUUAGAGGGUUCAUGGUUAUUGCGUGGGAACAAGAUUAAGGAAGAGAGAAAAGUGUGUGCUGUUUGUCUUGAAGAUUUGGGAGAAGAGGAACAAGUUAUUAACCUUUCAUGUUCCCACAAGUAUCAUUCACCAUGUCUUCUUCCCUGGCUUGCAACUCAUCCUCAUUGUCCUUAUUGUCGAACCCCAGUCCAUCGCUGA